This is a messenger RNA of Panicum hallii, 1044 nucleotides long. Its product is annotated as probable E3 ubiquitin-protein ligase XERICO. Bases 183 to 674 code for a protein of 163 amino acids. The record is from RefSeq and is a predicted model, not a curated record. Gene Ontology annotation, molecular function: zinc ion binding. The transcript has a single exon. NCBI's taxonomy places the organism in Eukaryota, Viridiplantae, Streptophyta, Magnoliopsida, Poales, Poaceae.
UCGCACUGGAAUCCACCACUACCAUCCCAAUCUUCUCCUCCCGCAUCGCCCCCCACCUCACCUCCCCGGAAAACCCCCAAAUUGCAAUCAGCCCCCGGGCGGGCGCCCCCCAAAUCCAUCCGCAACCCAGCUCGAGGGAUUCGCGAAUUCGUCGACGGAGCCUGACGGAUCGGGCAGCGAGGAUGGGCAUCUCGAGCAUGCCGACGCCCAAGGACAGCCUGAUGGGGUUCGUCCUGUACAACACGGCGGUGUCGGUCGCGAUCCUGGCGGGGCUGGUGCGCGCGGCGCUGGUGUUCCUGGGCCUGGCCGCGCCGUCGCCGUGGGAGGGCCUCGCCGCCUCCGACGAGCACCACCACCACCGCCAGGUGGUGUCGUCGAUCACGCCCCUGGGUCCGAGCCUCGCGGACCGGUUCCGGAGCCGGUUCCGCCCGUCGCGGUUCGGGCGGCGGCGCGGCGGCGCCGGCGCGGAUUGCCGCGUGUGCCUGGCCCGGUUCGAGCCGGAGUCGGUGGUGAACCGGCUCCCCUGCGGGCACCUCUUCCACCGGGCCUGCCUGGAGACCUGGCUGGACUACGACCACGCCACCUGCCCGCUCUGCCGCCUCCGCCUCCUCCCCCCCGCCGCUGGCGACGACUACGCCGCCGUGGCGGCGGCGGCCCCGGCCGUCCGGUUUUAGGAGAGAGAUCCAGGAGGCCACCGGGGGCCGGCCCGGAUCGGCGCGGCCCCGCCGCGUGCGCGUAGGCAUUCGAGAGGCAGGCUGAGGCAGCAGACGCUCCAUUAGCUCUAGUGCUCCGCUCCCAUUUAGUAGCGCCUUUCCUUUUUUUUUCCUGCUUCUUUUUCCUUCCUUUUCAUGUGUUUUUCUUCUCCCUCCACCAUUUCGUGCUCCCUUUUUUCUUCUUUCGUUUUCGUCGCUCGUGCUUGCUGCUGUACCGUUUGUAAAUAUUCGCAGCGUGCUCCGAUGGUGUAGCACUUGCAGUACUGUGUACAGGCUUUUCGAAAGCGAAGAGAUGAGAAGAAGAACAAGAAAAAGAAUUGGUCCGAAAAAA